Komagataella phaffii GS115 is the source of this 576-nucleotide messenger RNA. RefSeq lists its product as hypothetical. NCBI's taxonomy places the organism in Eukaryota, Fungi, Ascomycota, Pichiomycetes, Pichiales, Pichiaceae. The record is from RefSeq and is a predicted model, not a curated record. The transcript has a single exon. The coding region runs from base 1 to 576 and encodes 191 amino acids.
AUGAAAGCCAUUGGGGUCAAAUACCUCCAUUUCUUCUAUGGAAUGAGUGCCAUAUUAUGGGCAUGUGUUGUAGUUAGAAGUUUGCUUUUACUUCCUUUGGUUGGUCUUCGCUUUUUCCCCGGUGGAGUAGCAGAUUUCUACCUUUCUAUAGCGAUUGGAAAUGUUGUCCUUGAAAACAUCAACCAUGUUAUAUUUUGCCGAAAGUUGAACUACAUAUUGGCUUUGGAGCUCAUAGGGAGGCUCUUUAUUGGGCUUGGAGUUAUCUUGAAUUAUCCUAUCAUAGCCAAGAAUGCUGCAUUUCCCACACUAGUUCUAUCACAGGGUAUAAUAGAAUUGUUCAGAUACAGCUACACAAGUUACAAACUAAAAUUCAGAAUACCCAAGUCGUUCAACUACCUAUACUUGGCAGUUAUACUGGUUGGAUAUUCUGUCAAGACGCUAAGCGAGAUGGUUUUGAUGUUUUUGAGCCUGGGAUAUGCCGAUGACAGAUUUGGUACGUUCAUAAAAAUAGUUCUUUUGGUCUACAUUCCAUCUGCCUAUAUGUUUUUCAAGCACUCAUACGCCAGGAGGGGAUGA